AUGGCUGGACCUGAAGAGAGGGGUGGCAGAGGUGCUGGUGGCAGUGGAGAAGCCCAAGCACAAGGCCAAGCCCGUGAUUCAGCCGUGGGGCCCGUGCAACCUACUCUUGGACCUUCUAGGGAUGAACCAAGAGUGUUCGGGCUUGACAAGUUCAACGGUGACAACUUUGCUGAAUGGUCCUUCAGAAUGGAGAAUGUGUUUGAUCACUAUGACCUGCUGGAGGUGAUGGAAGGAACGGAGAAGCGUCCCGAGAACGACUCGGAGAAGAGCCCGUGGGUGCGGAAGAGCGCACAAGGCUAUCUCCUACUUGGGCAAGCGUUGGGGAGCAGCCAAAUCCGUCACAUCAAGUCAUUCCAGCGUGAACCAGAGAAGGGACCAAAGGCAUGGGCUGCUCUCAAGGGUGUACACGCUCCUGCAACAGCGGCGGUAGCGGUGGUGUUGGAACGGCAAAUGGCGACACUACGAAUUGACGAGGAUGAAGCGGUUGAAGAAGGGGUGCAGAAAUUCUUCGACUUGUUGACGCGGCUUGAGGGAGCUGAUUUGAACUACAGUGAGCUCCAGAAGAAGACCAAGUUGCUGGCCUUACUCCCAGAGUCAUGGUCCUCGCUCAUCAUCAACCUCAACCGAGAUCUGCCCCGCCUCUCGCUCGAAGAUGUGAAGCGAGCAAUCCUUCAAGAGGACUUCCGCCGCCGUGAGUUGGCGAGUGCGGAUGGCGCCGGGGCAGCAAGCAUCGGCCGGGGGUACGGCCGUGGAAGAGGCAGAGGACGAGGGGGAGGCAGAUUUGGCAGCAACAACUUCAAUAGAGGCCGCGGGAGUGGCGGUUACGGCAGCGACGACAAGAGCUAUGGACGCGGUCGCGGCCGAUUCGACGGCGAAUGCCAUUAUUGCCACAAGACCGGACACAUGUGGCGCGAUUGCUACAAGCUCCCUGAAGGAUGGACCCCUGCUCAAGGCCAAGAGGGUAGAGGAGCAGGAGGAGGGAGAGGAAGAGGCCGUGGAGGCCGUGGCGGUCGCGGAGGCGGUGCUGCAAAUAUGAAGAACGAAGAUAACGACAAGGGUCCAAGCGACGAUCGGUACCCGGGUCUAUUCUACUUCGUGUCGACGCAAGUACCGGCUGGUCCAGAGAAGGACGAAGGCUUUGAGGAGCCAGCAGCUGUGGGAAAGGUGACCCUACACCCCCUGGAAUUUUGGGUGAUCGAUAGCGGCGCUACCUAUACCAUGACACCUCGCGCGGACUUGCUCACCGAACUUGAACCGUCACCGGUGAAGCAUGUCACAUCGGCUUUGGGGCAGCGAGCAGAGGUGAAAGGCAUGGGCAAGGCCAUGUUCAAUGGUGCUGAUGGGAAGAUGGUGGGCCUCAAGAAAGUGCUUUGGGUGCCCAGCCUUGCAGCCAACCUGAUUUCCGUGCGGCGAUUGGCAAAGGCCGGCAUGGACACGAACUCGAAGGGAGCCAAGACCUACACCGCGAGGCUUGGCGAGCGGACUCUAUGGGACCUUCACGAGGAUAGGGACGUCUACAACGAGAUGUCGCAGAUCCCUGUGGUCCCCAUGCCUAAGGAGAGGCAAGUGGCAGCAAGUGUCAGCACCAAGGGUGAAGCGGGUGGUAGCGGCUACGGCGCGAACGAUGGCGCCAAGGCGAAAGAGUCCAACAAGUGCAAUCUUGGAGGGACCAGCAAGCUGUGUGAACUUAAGGAGAGUGGUGCAGCAGUCAAGAAGCAGCACAAGGGUGAGAAGAACCCCGAGGCAGCAGCGGAGGAGGACAACGGAGAGAGCAUAUGGGGCGCUAUUGCGAGCGCGGCAUUCUCCAAUCCAACUUCGGCUACGGGGGAGUGUGAUUGGCUCACCUUGCAUCGGCGAAUGGGGCAUGUGGCCCUGCCUAUCUUGCAGCAGCUAGUCAAGGGUGAGAUGGUUGCUGGCAUACGCGUGAAGGGGGAGCCCGAUGAGGUACUUGGCUGCCCGACGUGCAUGCAAGCCAAGUUCACCCGUUUCCCGUUCUCUAGUUCGGAGGCGACGACUAAGGCACCGCUUGAUGAGGUGGUGAUGGACGUGGUGGGCCCCCUGAAGCUUCGAGCUGCUGGAGCUGAGUAUUUCCUCACUAUUGUGGACGUCUACACCCGCAUAACUUGGGUGUACGUGCUGGCCAAGAAGAGCGACGUAGCUGAAACGUUGAAGACGGAUUGGUUCCCGAUGGUGGAGCGGCAACAAGACCGUCUAGUGAAGUCGAUCCGCACCGAUCGAGGGGGAGAGUUCCUGAGCAAGGAGUUCGGAUUGUGGCUGAAGAAGAAUGGGAUAAGGCACUCCCUCACCAUGCCAUACUCCCCUGCAAUGAACGGCAUCGCCGAGCGAGCGAACCGGACAAUCACGGAGGCGGCACGCGGGUUGCUCAUUGAAGCCGGGCUACCCGACUACUUCUGGCCUGAUGCGGUGCGGAGUGCGUGUGUGGCCAAGAACAGAGCCUUGACUCAUGUGGGAGCAGACAAAUGGGUGCCCUAUGUGGAGUGGCUAGGAAGGAAGCCAAAGGUGGAUAUGCUUCGGGUGUUCGGGUGCAUGUGCAUGGCGCUCGUGCCUAAGCAUCUUCGGCACAACAAGCUUGGUGCCAAGGCGGUGUGGGCCGUGCACUUGGGCAUGGCUCAAAACAGCAAGGGAUGGCUUCUUUGGGACCCAUUCACCAAGAAGUUCUUGGUGAGCAGGGACUGCAAGUUCAUGGAGAACUUCAUGUACAAGGAUUGGAAGGCGGAGAAUGAGGCGAAGAUAGGCGUGCGGUUUGGGGAGGUGAAGAGUUCCGGUUUGGAGCAUGUGGAGCUGCCUUUGGAGCUGAGCAGCGGCAGCACAACCACGAGGCAAUCCUCCCUUGUGAAUGGGGGAGAGGAGGCCAAUGAUGCAGAGGAAGAAGAGGAGGAGGUGCAGCAAGUGAGCGAGCGUGCACCGUCACUCCCUUCCCGCACUACGAGUGCUCCACGGAUUCGAACCACACCGCAGCAACACCAAGGCCUUCAAGUCCCUGCAGCUGAGGAGGAAGGAAGGGGGAAGAGGAGAGUUCAACCCCCUAAUAGGCUGACCUAUGAUGCGCCGGGAAAGCAGGGCAAGACAGCCCUGGCCGGAGCGGCAAUGAUGGUCGGAGACGACGAGGAGAGUGACUACGAGGAGUGUGCCUUCGCGUUCUUCUCUCCGGUGGAGAUGCCGGGAGAACCAGCAACUCUCAAGGAGGCUUUAGAGAGUAGUGAUGCUGAGGAGUGGAAGAAGGCCAUGGAGAGUGAGCUGAAAAGCAUUGAGGAGAACGACACGUUUGAGUUGGUGGAGCUACCGGAGGGGCGUAAGGCGAUUACGUCCAAGUGGCUCUUCAAGAUCAAGUCCGACGCCGACGGCAAGAUCGAGCGUUACAAGUCUACACUGGUGGCCAAGGGGUACCAGCAAAAGGAGAAGGUGGACUACAAGGAGCUGUUUGCUCCUGUGGUGAAGUCGACGACGCUGCGAACCCUAUUCGCGGGAGCCGCCAUCAAAGGAUGGGUGGUAAAGCAAAUGGACAUCGUAACGGCAUUCCUUAACGGCAUCCUUGAGGAGGAGAUUUUUAUGGCGCAGCCAGAGGGGUUGAUGAUGGACAAGUUCAAGUGCAAGUCCCUUGGUGACGUGAACUUCUACCUUGGGCUCCACAUCGAACGAGACGUGGAGAAGCGGUGCAUGCGGGUGCACAAACGGAAGUACCUGAAGGCGUUGGCUGCCAACUUUGGCCAGAGUGAAGGCCAUGUGGCUACUCCCUUUCCCUCUGGGUUCAAGUGUGUGAAGGGACCAGAGGAGGAGAGCGUUGGUGAAGAGGAGAGGCGCCGUUUUCACUCGUUGGUGGGCAGCCUCAUGUAUGCGGCGGUAAACACUCAGCCGGACGUGGCCUUUGCUACCGGGCAGCUGGCUAGGGUUGUGCAAUGCCCUAAUGAGGAGCAGGUAGCAGCUGGAAUGAGGGUGGCCAAGUAUCUUGGCCAAACACCGACCGUUGGGCUGCAAUACUCGGCGGCGGCGCAAAGGCGCCAAAAGGGCGCGGAUGGUGUAGAACCCGGGCGUUUGUUCCUCACCGCCUACUCGGAUGCUUCAUAUGCAUCGGAACCAGAGGACAUGACAAGUGUUGGAGGGUUCAUUUGCUGUGUUGGUGGAGGCCCAACUGCUUGGGAGAGCAAGAAGCAGGUUGAUCAAGCAUUGAGCUCGGUGGAGUCCGAGUACAUGGCACUCUUCCGUGCCGUGCGGGAGAUUGUGUGGCAGCGGCGUUUGUUGGCUGAAUUGGGGGAGGAGCAGCAAGGACCUAUCCCUCUCUACUGUGACAGCCAGGGUGCCAUUGCUCUUGCUAAGAACCCUGUGUUGCAUGGCCUCACCAAGCACAUGAGGGUGAAGUGGCAUUGGACGAGGAGCAUGGUGGCCGCGGGUGAAGUUGAGUUGCACUAUGUGAAGACGACGGGGCAGCAAGCUGAUAUGAUGACCAAGAGGCUGGUGGAGCAGCAGCAUUGGAAGUGCUGCAAGCUGGCUGGGAUGUCUCUGAACUGA
Messenger RNA from Closterium sp. Naga37s-1, 4527 nucleotides. NCBI's taxonomy places the organism in Eukaryota, Viridiplantae, Streptophyta, Zygnematophyceae, Desmidiales, Closteriaceae. The record is from the annotation of a GenBank genome assembly.